Molecule: messenger RNA, 4452 nt
Organism: Schistosoma rodhaini
Lineage: Eukaryota; Metazoa; Platyhelminthes; Trematoda; Strigeidida; Schistosomatidae
Source: the annotation of a GenBank genome assembly
GGGUACAAAAGUGAAGAAGAAUAAUACAGGACCAUAACAACUAAAAAGGGUAUCAGAUAUUGAAUACAGUUUUCCGCCAGAUUUAGUUUUUGCGCAACAUGGGACUUGUUCGUCCUAUUCGUAUGAUUUUUUGUUUUGUUUGUUUCUUGUUUCUCCUGAACUCUCAUAAUGCACAGAAAGAGCCCAGUUGCAAUCGUGCAAAAAGUUGUAGUGAAUGCAUGGGGAUACGCCCUGCCUGUUCGUGGUGUAGUGCUGAUGAAUUUGAUGAUACGAAAGAAGGUCCAGGGUUUCGUUGUGCACCAUCUUCAGUCUUGUUGGCCCGUGGAUGUCCACAAAGUAGCAUCGAGGAUGUGGAGUCUGUGUUAUUAGAUCAUGGAGUUCCUCUUGAUCAAGCCAGUUUAACUGAAGAUAUACAACUUACUCCACGAUCACAAUCAGUAAAGGUCAGACCCGGAGGAACUAUGAUGGUCGAUUUCACAUUCCAGUCUAUUUCGGAUUACCCCGUUGACCUUUAUUUCUUAACAGAUCUCAGUUAUACAAUGAUUGAUGAUUUGGAAACAGUUUCUCGUUUGACUAACGAUAUUGUGUUAACUAUGCGUAAUGUAACAAAAAAGUUACAAAUGGGAUUCGGCGCCUUUGUAGACAAACCAGUGUUUCCCUUUGUUGUGCCAACUCCAGAAUAUCUUCGAAAUCCAUGUUUAAAUGUUGGUACUAAAAAUCUCCAUUGCGAUCCUCCAUUCUUGUACAAACACAUUUUGUCACUUACCGAUAAUUUUGAGGAGUUCAGAGAAAAAACCAAAGUAGCACGUGUAAGUCUUAGUAUAUUUGUAGCUUUGUUCAUAGCCUGCCUGCACUGCGCUGAGUUUUGUAUAGCCUGUUUUUCUGGAAGUUUCUCAAGAUGUGUUGCAAAAAGAAUCAAAGAAUGAUGAUUUCGUGUAUUGCAUAGACCCAUUGGGGUUAUACUAGUCUAAACAUUUGCUGAUUGGAUUCUUGCUAUAGCACAAUAGCUCAUUGAAAAUCAGUGCAGCUGCCAGAACUUAUUGUAUGAGUAAUAGUAACCAUAACCUUAACAGCGAUGUUAAGCAAGUGUUUUUACUGUUGGAUGCGCCCUUAUGAAAAUAAUGGUCUUUCUUAGGUGAAUCAAAAUUGUAGUGAUUUUACUUUCCAACUUUAGUAAGAACGAGAUAAUACUAAUUUAUUCAGAUAAACGUAUAUCCAGUCUUCCGUCUCCGCCUGUUGUAGAUCCACUUAAAAAGUAAAUGAGAGUUAGAAAACCCUACUAUUUCGAAAAAUGAAUUCGACAGAUCCUAACAAGUAUAUUUUGCACUUUGUGGCUACUCACCUGAAUUGGAAAAACAAGCAAAUGUAUUAUGGUUUUUUCUGGUACUUUAAGAAGGAUUAACCAAGUCACAUAACAGUGCAUCGGUUUGAGUUAUCACACUCCACUUGAAAUAUGUGAUUCGUUCAGGAAAGUGGGGAUGUUAAUUAAUUGUUGUUAGUCUUCUUCCUUUUCUCCUGCGUUUAUUUUUCCUUAGUCUCACGGAUCUAACACUUCAUACUCUUUUAAACUCAUAGAGUUACUAUAAGUAAUACGUAAUACAGCCAGAACUAGACUUACAGUUUCUAAUUUUGAGUAAUCAUUUUGCUUAGUUAAAUUUUAGGUGCGUUUUUUUGUGAACUUAGCGAACAACAGACCAUAUUACUCCACAAGAAAAUUUGCUUUCUCACGAGUAGUAAUGGUAAUGAGUUGUGUGUUGUUUUGUCGAGGAUUAUUACACUACGAUGUCAUUCAUUCAAUUAAAUUAAAAUAAUGUAGUGUUUCUUGACUUUUUGUUUGUUAGCCUUCAGGUAAUCUAGAUAGUCCAGAGGGUGGUAUGGACGCAUUACUUCAGGUUGCCCGAUGCAGUGAAGCUAUUGGAUGGCGUGCUGGUGCCCGUAAAAUCGUACUAUUUGCUUCUGACGGUGGAUUCCAUUUGGCUGGUGAUGGUCGAAUCGCUGGAUUAAUACUGCCUCCUCCAACUACUUGUCAAUUAACAUAUCAAGCUGAUCGAUUCAAUUCUUCACUUAAGUACCUCGGUUGGCAUAAUUCUGAUCAAACUGAUUAUCCUAGCGUUGGGGAGAUUGCUCAAGUUCUAACUGAAGCUGACAUCAGCGUAAUUUUUGCAGUUGAUAGUAAAUUACACGGUUUGUAUACUAAGUUGGCUGAAUUCUUGCCAAGUGCAGCUGUUGGCAUCCUAACUGAUAGUUCAACCAACAUUGUUCGCUUAUUACGUGAUAACUAUGAUAAAAUUGUUAACAAAGCUGAGCUAAUGGCUACUUAUGAUGCAGAUUAUCUGGAAGUUCAAGUAUUUUCCAAGUGUAAUGAUGAAAAUGAAUUCUCAAAGAAAACAGUAUGUAAUGAUCAUCCAGUUGGUGGUAAAAUUAGUUAUCAAAUAUCCAUCAAAGCUAAACGAUGUUUUGAAGGUGUUAAAAAAGUCACUUUAAAAAUGGUAGCAUUAGAAGAUCAAGCUGUACUAGGUGUUCAGACAGCUUGUUCUUGUCCUAGCUGCGAGAAAAUGCCAAUGCCUAGUUCUUUAACUCCUUUCUCUGCAAGAUGUCAAUCACGUGGACACUUACAUUGUGGUGAAUGUAAAUGUCAGUCUGGAUACUCUGGUGAUUUUUGUGAAUGUUCCGCUGAGGCUAGUGCUGAAGGGGAUGCUGCUAUGCUAGCGCAAUGCACUGAAUAUGGAGUUAAAGAGCCUUGUUCAGGUCGUGGUCGUUGUGUAUGUGGAAAGUGUAAAUGUAAUCUAGCACGUUAUGAAGGCACUUUUUGUGAAUGUGACCGACAUGGAUGUAAACGUGCUUCAGAUGAUAAUCAAGUUUGUGGAGGACCACAACGUGGAACUUGUCAAUGUAAUGGUACCUGUGAAUGCAAGCCAGGUUAUACUGGAGAUCGCUGUGAUUGUAUGGAAAGCGAGAAACAAUGUAUUGAUCCAAACAAUCCAUCGGGGCCCAAGUGUUCUGGUCGUGGUGUGUGUGAUUGUGGUCAAUGCUUCUGUAACAGUGGUUAUACUGGUCAUUUAUGUAAUGAAAUUCAAGGUGGUGAAUCUGCUUUAUGCACAGAUCGUGAUGUAGAAAAGUGUGUUCUAUGCUUACGUGAUUCAUUGGUGAAAAGUUUUGAUCUGGAUGAAAAGUUGAAAAAUGAUGAGAUGACGAAAACAGACAAUGAAUCAGAGGAUGAAUCAUUAAAAUUCAAUCAAAGACAACCUAUUUCAAUGAUUUAUUCAUCACAAGAGUAUGCAUUAGCUGCUACACAAUGCGAAUCUUCAUGUAAUGGAACUGUUGUAGAUACUAGUCGAGUAAAACUAGUUGAAGCUAGUGAACAAAAGGAUGAUUCAAAUCUUUGCAUUAUUUACACAGAAGACAAUUGUCGAGUAUUUUUCACCUAUCGUUAUUCUGAUGCAAUAUAUGUUAAUCGUAAAGUUGAUUUAAAUAUUAUCCGAAAAAGUGAAUGUACAAAAACAAUCAAUAUUCUCUACAUUGUUCUCGGUGUCAUUGCUGCCAUUGUACUUGGUGGAUUAAUACUUUUAUUAAUUUAUAAACUAGUCAUUACAAUUGAUGAUCGUCGUGAAUUAGCUAAUUUUAAACAACAAGGUGAAAAUAUGCGUUGGGAAAUGGCUGAAAAUCCUAUUUUUGAAUCACCAACAACUAAUGUUCUAAAUCCAACUUUUGAAGAAAACGGAUAUUGAUCAUAUGUUGAUAAGGCGCGCGGGGGGAGGGUAUCAGCGGAUUUGAAAUAAUUUUUUUCAUUUCAUGACAAAUAAAAGUCGUGAUAUCCCCUGUUUUUUUCCUCUUUAUUUCUGCAUGUUUUAUACGCAUAUACCUGAGCAGUCCUACCUAAUAUGAUGUAUAUCUCUAAGCGCUUGUUAUAUAACUUUGUCCAAAUAAUAUAACACAUUUGAAUAUGAUCAUGUUUAAUAGAGUAACAACACAAACAAACAAAACUCUUUGUGCCUUAUUAUUAUUAUUAUUGUUUAAAACAUAACAAGAAGACUCAACUGCACAGCUGUCAAUAUCUCUAUUGCCUACCGAUUAGCACCAUAACUUUUCUGCUUUAUAUUAUCUUUAUUAGCUUUUUAUUCUCAUGAAUUAAUUCAUUAUUUAUUCUUUUUUUAAUAAUACACCAUACAGUAUGUGUAUGCAUUUUUGUUUAUUACCAGUUGUUGUUGUCGUGUUAUUUUCUCUUCUCAUUUUUAUAAGAUAAAAAGAAAUGAACAAACUACUAUUACUACUUUCAUGUUGUAAUUAUAAACGCUUUUUUAAAAAAAAGAAGGGGCUAGGCUGAAUAUUUAUUUGCCCAGAAACAAAAGUAAUCUAAACCGUACAUAGUUUCAUGCUUUUUGGUUUUUAUACGGUUUCAUUUUAUGUUUAUGUUGUUAUACAAAUAAAGUACAUAUAUAUAAUGUGUAUUUA